CCAGACUAGGCGUAGGUUAAGCGGAUGUAUUCAUACCUGUGUUAUAGUAGCUGUAUAUUGUGCAAUACUUCAUUCUUGUUCGCUGAUCUAUAUCAUCGGCAUCCACUGUCAUUAAUGUUACACACACGAACACACUGCUCACAUGAAGGAUGGAGCCAAUUCUAUUCUUGAUGACUGCAACUUUUGGACUGCUCACAGCCUGGAUUAUCAAACAAUUGCUGAUAGGGCGUCCAAAGAAUCUACCACCCGGUCCUUCAUGGAUUCAGAUUGUUAGUAUAGCGUGGACAGCAUGCAGGGCUGGAUUGAACCCUCUGACUGUCUUAUCAUCAUGGGCUAAGAAGUACGGUGAGAUCGUAUCCUUCUACGUUGGCACGAAGCCUUUCGUCAUCCUCAACUCUUAUCCAAUCAUCGUAGAGGCCUUCCGACAUCCUGAUCUUCAAGAUCGACCUCAAAGUAGAAUGCGGGAAGAGGUUGUCGGGCCAGACUGCAAAGGUGUGGUUUUAGCUAGCGGUCUGGUUUGGAAGGAGCAGCGGAAGUUCAUCCAUUCUGUUUUCAGGAGUCUUGGUGUUGGAAAGAAGAGCUACGAAGAUACUGUUCUAGCCGAGAUGACCCAGCUCUGUACGAGCAUUGAAGAGAAGAGGGGUUCUCCUAUUGAUCCUAGUAUUUUCUUUAUGCAAGCGAUUUCAAACAUCAUUUGCUCUGUGGUCCUUGGAACUCAGUACAAGUACGACGACGCCGACUUCCAGCAGAUAUUAAAAAUUCUGAACGAUAAUAUGAGGCAGUCGGGAGCCGGUGGAACACUCUUCUUUUUCCCUCUUCCUGGAAUUUCAAAGAUUCCAUUCGGAAAGGUAAAAACCAUGGUGGAUAACUUCAAGACAUUCCAAGAAUUUAUUGCGUCACAGAUUGAAUCUCACGAAGUGAACUUUGACCCAGACAAUCCAAGGGAUUUCGUUGACCAAUAUCUUAUUAAGAUGUCAGAAAUUGAGGACUCCAAUUCGCCGUUCACCAAGAUGAACUUGAAUAGCUGUAUCGCAGACCUUUUCAUAGCUGGCUCCGAAACCACGGCCACGACCCUGACAUGGUGUAUUCUCUUCAUGAUGGCCUACCCGGAGGUUCAAUCACGUGUUCAAGAAGAACUCGAUCACGUGGUCGGCAGAGAACGUCUUCCAAGACUGAAUGACCAGGGGAACCUUCCUUACACCUGUGCUGUACUAAUGGAGGUACAGCGGAAAGGCGUCAUCGCUCCACUAGGUGUACCUCAUCAGGCUGCUGCUGACACCACGAUAGGAGGCUAUACCAUACCGAAGGGCGCCACCAUUGUGUCUAACAUCUUCGAAGUUCUGAACAACGAGGACCUGUGGAAAAACCCAGACGCCUUUGAACCUGAGAGGUUCCUCAUUCAAAAAGGAGAGGUCGUAAAGAGAGACGAAUUGAUAUUUUUCAGCACGGGUCGCCGUGUGUGUCUUGGAGAACAGCUUGCCCGGAUGGAGACAUUCUUGGGGUUUACAAGUCUCCUUCAACGAUUCACAUUCAAGAAACCUGACAGCUCACUUACCCUUUCUUUUGAUGGUGUCUUAGGCGUGACUCGAAACCCCCAACCUUAUCUGACAAGUGCAAUUCCAAGAUACUGACAUUUCAUUAGGUUACCAGUUUUCUAUUUCGAUGAUGACAAGUAGGCUAUAAUGAUGGUAGACGUUCUCUCUGAAGGCUACACAUGCAAUUACCAUUUUAAAAAUAUUCGUCAAACCUUGAUAGAGUCCUUUUAAAUAGUCAUUGAAAUGCUUAGUCACAAAGGCCCUUUGGGCUUUGAUAAUAAUAAAUCAUGUGACUCACAAAGCACCAAACCCAUUUUGAAGAGUGCACAAAUAAUAAGUAAAUAGCGGAGUCUUAAGAACGUUUUGAAUGACUCAUCAGAGAUACAAUUUUUUAUGUCUGCAAGAAGUUUUAUCCACAGUGAAGGGUCGAGAGAGAAGGGUCUGUCCCCCUAAAUAUUGUAAAACUUUUGGAACCUAAGGUUCAAGGCGUAUCCAUAUGAUUCAGCUACGUGUAAAUAUUGCAAACAGAUCCAGAUCAUUAAAAAACUGGAUAGAUCAACAACAUGCUCGUUUGAGCCCUACCAGAAACACUUAAAAAGUGCUCCAAAAGGUCAAGCGCGCACAAAGUUCAACAUAUUUUUUUCUCUUACCUGGGUGUGCGUGUUGUUUUUUCGUGUUGAUAUGGCACCAUAUAUACUGUAAAAGGUAAAGUCCACUCCACCCCCAAAAAAAGACAUGUUGAUUUGAAUCAAUAGUGAAAAAUCAAACAUGAAUAAUGCUUAUAGUUUUCUUCAAAAUUGGAUGAAUAAUAAGAAAGUUAUGACAUUUCAGAGUUUCGCUUAUUUUUCACAAAACAGUUGUAUGCAUAAUUCAGUGAUAUGCAAAUGAGAGUCGAUGAUCUCCCACACUCACUAUUUCUUUUGUUCUUUAUUGUUUGCAUUAUACAAUAUUUCAAUUUUUGCUUAUUUGACAGUGAGGACCAACUUGACUGAACCACAAAAUGUUAAAACAAUGAUUGCAACUCUACAUGUUCAGGGAGAAAGAAGACUGUUUCACAGGAGAAUGCGGAGAAAAUUAGAAUAUUUCAUAUUUCACAUAAUAAAAUACAAAAAAAAAUAGUGAGUGAGUGAUGUGAUCGGUCCCCUUAUUGCAUACUGGCCAGGAUGUGCAUAUAACUGUUUUGUGAAAUAAAGCGAGACUUUAGAAUGUCAUAACUUUCUUAUUUUUCAUCCGAUUUGAUAAAAUUUUCAGUGUUGUGCAUGUUGGAUAUUUUUAUUUUUAUUCAAGUCAACUUUUUGUUGGCGUGGACUUGUCCUUGAAUUGUGUGAUGGUGUACUUUUCCUUUUCCUGUAGCAUACAACGAACCUUAUCAAGUCUUUUAUAUCGAUGAUCAAGAUGUCUGCGAGCUCUAUACAUUUUUUAUGGUAAGGUGAACGGUUUGUCAUUGAACGAAAAUAACCAUAUUAAUAAUUAUUAUAAUAAUAAAUAAUAGGGACAUUAGAUCCUACAUCAAUUAAUAUUCCCGAAAUCUAAUGAAUGCAUCCACCUUCAAACUUUACCAAAAUUAAAAGUAAUAAUUCGUGUGUUUUUUUACAUCAGUAUAUUUCAAUUUGCUAACAUGUUUUAAUUUUCUACAGAAUAUAAGAAUUUAUUUUUAGAUUAUUC
Messenger RNA from Lytechinus pictus (painted urchin), 3200 nucleotides. Its product is annotated as cytochrome P450 2J4-like. The transcript is spliced from 8 exons. Gene Ontology annotation, molecular function: oxidoreductase activity, acting on paired donors, with incorporation or reduction of molecular oxygen, reduced flavin or flavoprotein as one donor, and incorporation of one atom of oxygen; steroid hydroxylase activity; heme binding. The coding region runs from base 150 to 1631 and encodes 493 amino acids. NCBI's taxonomy places the organism in Eukaryota, Metazoa, Echinodermata, Echinoidea, Temnopleuroida, Toxopneustidae. Gene Ontology annotation, cellular component: intracellular membrane-bounded organelle; cytoplasm. The record is from RefSeq and is a predicted model, not a curated record. Gene Ontology annotation, biological process: xenobiotic metabolic process.